Cyclopterus lumpus (lumpfish) is the source of this 3060-nucleotide messenger RNA. It is a transcript of the gene marchf9, whose product is annotated as membrane-associated ring finger (C3HC4) 9. The transcript is spliced from 4 exons. The record is from RefSeq and is a predicted model, not a curated record. Bases 1438 to 2451 code for a protein of 337 amino acids. NCBI's taxonomy places the organism in Eukaryota, Metazoa, Chordata, Actinopteri, Perciformes, Cyclopteridae. Gene Ontology annotation, molecular function: ubiquitin-protein transferase activity; zinc ion binding. Gene Ontology annotation, biological process: protein ubiquitination.
GUACUUCCCGGGCUCCCGGUUCAUGUGGCUGCAAGCGUGCACGUCAGCAGAGGGAGAUCAGCACCCUGGACAGCGCUGGCUGGUCAAUAAUAAAGCAGCCAGGGUUCCUUUCCUGCCCAGCUGCUGGGAGCACUGGGAGAGGCACGUCACCUAUCGGAGGCGAAUGGAUGACCAGAUAAAAAAUACCGACUAGUUUACAAGAUGAGAGUUUUUUUUCCCUCUUCUUCUUCUUCUUCUUCUUCUCCCUAUUCCGGAAGUAGCUGCUGCGUUGGUUCAAUCUCCAAGCCGACCAUUUCGAGGAGGAAAAUCAGCGCCAGCAGUAUCAUCACCACCAUCUAUCUGAUCCAAUAAUCAAUGCCAUUACUUCCGUGUAAUUGCUCUCGGAUUUGAAGACAUCUCCAUGCGCCUUGCCCGCCUGUCUUUCUAAUUAGAAAAAUCGCAGGGUGCCUCUAUUAUUCUGCCUCUCUCUCUCUCUCUCUCUCUCUCUUUGACCGUAUUUUUGAGGGGCUCGCGAUGAAAUGCUGAUGGACAUCGAGGCGAAGAUGGGAAACAUGGGGCUUUUGGGUGUUUUUGCGUGGCCGUGUUUCCAGGCGAUAUAGUCUUCUGAAAGAAAAAAAAAAUGAAACGGAUUGUGUUUUUGAUGUCAACGUGGAUUGUCGGGGUGAACGGCUCGGAUUCUUCGUGGAGGCUUUACAAAAAGGAGAUGAAAUGAAAAAAAUGGACCAUGAUCUGACGCUUGGGAUGCUACAGUGAGGGACAACAACAAAAAAAAGACAGACAUAUAAUGAUCCAAAAUCAAAACUUCCAUUUCAUCUCUCAUUUUCCUUUUGGAUUAUGAUUCUUGACAAGAGACCCAGAUGUGACUGUAUGGAUGGCAGGUCGUUGUAUUUUACACCCCAUCUUCUAUUUCCUGGCUCUGUGUUGCUCUCUCUUCCACUCGUCCACUCUCUCGCGGUCUUCUGCUUUGGGUAGCAAAACAUGUAGGCUAUUUUUUUGCUGCAAGCCCGGUGCAUCUGACAAAAAGCUGUCUUUGAAGACAAAUGGGCCGUGGAAAUCAAAACCCGGUCAAGUUGUAGUGUGUUUGUUCCCGAGGUGCGGUGGAAGAUGCAUCUAUAGACAGCGUUUACCGAGUUGUUUGAGUAAUGAAUAUUGAAAGAGUGUGUCGGCCAGCUGAAAGGGAAAAUCUUUCAUCCGCAUUGGCUUAGACACACAUGCCAUCAGUGGGGCGAGAGCCUUUAUUUUUCUGGCUUUCCAAUUGAUACGCUGGUUGUGGUAUUGAUGGAAAUAGUACAAUGAGAACGAACCUAUUGGGUGUAUGAAUAAUAAUCAUAAUCAUAAUCAUAAUAAUAAUAAUAAUAAUAAUAAAGAUUAAUAGAGGGAGAGGGGACAAAAACAGUUCAUUUAUUUCAGUCUGGCGGAUUCUUUAUGUAGCCAAACAUGUUCAAGUAUCGGAUCCGCAUGUUUUUUAAUGAACUGAAAGUCCUGGUGUUUAUGCGAUCCGAUUCGAGACAGUCCGGCUCAGACACAGAGAGACGGUCCACCACCAUGCGAGGUCUGGGGAUGGGCGGCUGCGGUUGGCCGCCUUUUGUCGACUGCCAUUCCCGGGAUGACGAGGAGGAGUACUACGGCAGCGACCCGCGGCCCCGGAGCCUGGCGUUUGAGGACAAGGAGCCCAAGCUGCAAGUGGGCCUGGACGCUGUGUCUCUGACCAGCACCAACAGCAGCCUGCGGAGCCCCCAGUGCCGGAUCUGUUUCCAGGGCCUAGAGCAGGGCGAACUGUUGAGCCCCUGCCGCUGUGACGGCUCAGUGCGCUGCACCCAUCAGCCGUGUCUCAUCCGCUGGAUCAGCGAGAGGGGAUCCUGGAGCUGCGAGCUCUGCUACUUCAAGUACCAGGUCCUGGCCAUCAGCACCAAGAACCCCCUCCAGUGGCAGGCCAUCUCUCUGACGGUGAUAGAGAAGGUGCAGAUAGCGGCCAUUAUUCUGGGCUCCCUUUUCCUCAUCGCCAGCAUCUCCUGGCUAAUCUGGUCCUCCCUCAGCCCCUCGGCCAAGUGGCAACGUCAGGACCUGCUUUUCCAAAUCUGCUAUGGCAUGUACGGCUUCAUGGAUAUCGUGUGCAUAGGCCUCAUCAUCCACGAGGGAUCAUCAGUGUAUCGAAUCUUCAAACGAUGGCAGGCUGUCAAUCAGCAGUGGAAAGUACUGAACUAUGAGAAAUCAAAGGACUUGGGCGACCCGCUGAGUUCGAGCAGCAAAUCGGGGGCUCGCAGCUCUCGCGGUAACCCUCACGGUCUGGCCAGCAGCAGUGGUGGGCGACAGAGCAGGAGGUUAAGAACUAUUCUGAACCACCACUGUGGAUACACCAUCUUUCACAUCCUGAGCCAACUGCGGCCCAACAACCCUCGGAUCAGCACCACCUCCAACCGGGAAGUGGUGAUGAGGGUGACCACCGUAUGAGUCAGGGCCGGGCGCGGUGAUGAUGAGAGAGACCUCAUCAGUGUGUCGAGAUGUAUAUGAGAGGACGGACUCAUGGACCUUAUAUCAAAUACUACAGACACAUGUAGACGACAGGAGUCCCGUGAGGAGCCGGGUGAUGCCACAUCAUCAAACACCUGAGGAUUUUUCCUCUUGUUUCGUACGACAAAAGGAAGCCAGGUGCUCCUUUUCAAUAAUUAACCGAAAAUAAGGAUGCAUUCAAAGACAUAGAAAUGUGUGGAGGAAAAAAAGUGUACACAGGCUUUAUAACUGAAUCCAAGACGGUGAGACAUUUUUUUCCAGUUCAAUAUCAGGAUGCACAGACAUUUCUCUUUGAUUUGAUCCUCUUGAUUUGAUUUGUAUCGAUUCUCUUUUUGUUUGUUUUUUACUCACUUUGAUUUUGUACGGAUGUAUGAUUUUACAGGAAAUCAUGUAACUCCAUACAUGCCAAACAUUUCCAGACAACUAUGUAUAAUGAUCUUAAAAAAUUUCUACAAGACAACCGAUGCUGGGAAAUAGACCGAAAACUGAAACAAACAAACACGAGGGCAAACACAGAGGUGACAACUGAUCAAUAAGUCAUUACAAGUC